GUCUCAUCUUGUUAUAGAUAAAGAGAAAGUCGUACAACAACUACAACGAAGAAGAAGAGUAAAGAAAAUGGUCGUCGAGGAGUCAUCAUGCGUUUACAAGAACGGAGACGCGCCAGUGGAGGCGCGUGUGAAGGACCUUCUCUCUCGCAUGACUUUGCCGGAGAAGAUCGGUCAGAUGACUCAAAUCGAACGCAGAGUCGCUUCUCCCUCCGCCUUUACAGAUUUCUUCAUCGGAAGUGUACUAAACGCUGGAGGUAGUGUACCGUUCGAGGACGCUAAGUCAUCGGAUUGGGCUGAUAUGAUUGAUGGUUUUCAGCGAUCAGCGUUAGCGUCGCGUUUGGGAAUUCCAAUUAUCUAUGGCACUGACGCUGUCCACGGCAACAAUAAUGUCUACGGCGCCACUGUCUUCCCUCACAACAUUGGCCUCGGAGCCACCAGGUUUAUUCUCGAUUUACCAUAAGCAAACUAGAAGUGUGCUCUUAAAGCUUUGUUCUGUUACUGGUCUAUCUGAUGGAAACUUACCUUACCGAAGCUACUUAGUUGAUUCAGGUCUAGUUUAAAUUUCUGAGCUUGCUUCUUAAAACAAAGUAGAAGUAGUAUUGCAGUGGCUAUGGAUGAGUAGAAUCUGUUUGUGUUCAAGAUUGGUGCUUCUAUUGCAGCCAUGCUGUGUUUGGCCGCUAUUAAUGUGAAAACAGUAGUAGUUAUUGUGGUAACUCUGUAGAGACGCAGAUUUGGUCAGAAGAAUUGGAGCAGCAACUGCACUUGAAGUAAGAGCGAGCGGGGUUCAUUGGGCAUUUUCUCCUUGCGUGGCCGUUUUGAGAGAUCCGAGGUGGGGAAGAUGCUAUGAGAGUUAUGGAGAAGAUCCUGAACUUGUCUGUGAGAUGACUUCUCUUGUCUCGGGCCUACAAGGUGUGCCACCAGAAGAACACCCAAAUGGUUAUCCUUUUGUUGCAGGAAGAAACAACGUCGUCGCGUGUGUCAAACACUUUGUUGGAGAUGGUGGUACUGACAAGGGCAUAAAUGAAGGGAACACCAUCGCUUCAUAUGAAGAAUUAGAGAAGAUACAUAUUCCUCCUUAUCUGAAGUGUCUUGCUCAGGGAGUUUCCACGGUUAUGGCGUCUUACUCCAGUUGGAAUGGAACUAGACUGCACGCCGACCGUUUUCUCUUGACAGAAAUUCUAAAGGAAAAACUUGGUUUCAAGGGAUUUCUAGUCUCAGACUGGGAAGGUUUGGACCGGCUUAGUGAGCCUCAGGGAUCAAACUACCGCUACUGCAUUAAAACUGCGGUUAAUGCUGGCAUUGACAUGGUUAUGGUACCAUUUAAGUACGAACAGUUCAUACAGGACAUGACAGAUCUGGUAGAGUCAGGGGAAAUACCAAUGGCUCGGAUCAAUGAUGCUGUUGAAAGAAUACUCAGAGUGAAAUUUGUCGCUGGUCUUUUUGGACAUCCUCUCACAGAUCGAUCUUUGUUGCCUACUGUUGGUUGCAAGGAACAUAGAGAAUUGGCGCAGGAAGCAGUUAGAAAGUCGUUAGUUCUGCUAAAGAGUGGCAAAAAUGCUGAUAAACCGUUUCUGCCACUAGAUCGCAACGCUAAGAGGAUUCUAGUCACUGGAACUCACGCAGAUGAUCUUGGAUAUCAGUGCGGAGGAUGGACAAAGACAUGGUUCGGUCUAAGCGGCAGGAUCACAAUUGGCACUACACUUUUGGACGCCAUAAAAGAAGCAGUUGGAGACGAAACCGAAGUAAUCUAUGAGAAAACUCCAUCAAAGGAAACCUUAGCCUCAAGUGAAGGAUUCUCUUACGCCAUUGUUGCAGUCGGGGAACCGCCCUAUGCAGAGACGAUGGGGGAUAACUCGGAACUCAGAAUACCUUUUAAUGGUACUGACAUUGUCACCGCAGUUGCAGAGAUAAUCCCGACUCUGGUGAUAUUGAUCUCAGGACGACCUGUGGUUUUGGAGCCGACGGUUCUUGAAAAGACAGAGGCUCUGGUUGCUGCUUGGCUGCCUGGAACAGAAGGGCAAGGGGUGGCUGACGUUGUUUUUGGAGAUUAUGACUUCAAGGGGAAGUUGCCAGUGAGCUGGUUCAAACACGUUGAGCAUUUGCCACUAGAUGCUCAUGCCAAUUCUUAUGACCCAUUGUUCCCGUUUGGUUUCGGUCUCAAUUCAAAACCAGUGUAA
This is a messenger RNA of Arabidopsis thaliana (thale cress), 2177 nucleotides long. Its product is annotated as Glycosyl hydrolase family protein. The transcript has 8 exons. The record is from RefSeq and is marked reviewed. Gene Ontology annotation, molecular function: hydrolase activity, hydrolyzing O-glycosyl compounds. Lineage: Eukaryota; Viridiplantae; Streptophyta; Magnoliopsida; Brassicales; Brassicaceae. Bases 882 to 2177 code for a protein of 431 amino acids. Gene Ontology annotation, biological process: carbohydrate metabolic process.